UGGACAUUAAAAUUAUACCUCCCUCAUAUGAGCAAUCAUCUAAGCUCCAAAAUAAAAUAAUUACUUUGUGGAGAGGUUUAGCACGUGCUGGGAGGUUAAAGAAUCGAAUUAAUGCUCUUAUCUAUGCCUUUUAUUUGGGUCAACUACUGGAAACGGUGACUAAAACAGAAAGGACCAAAUGUUAUAAACUAUUAACUAGAUAUUUUAUCUCUGUAUCUGUAAGAACCUACUAUAUUUUUGAAAAGCUUGGUAUCGAGCAAAUUUAUAGAACUUCCACCAUGAAUUUAAGAAUGAUCUCCAGAUUAGGAUCCGAAGAAUUUCAAAAUUUAGUAAAAUUAACUGACUUAAUGAAAGAUGAAUUGGUUAAUGUUAAUGCUAAUUCACCCCAAGAACCAAUUGUUGAAAAGGAUGACUGCAAUUCGGGUCAAUCUAAUUCAGCACAGUUUGAAGAUAUAAGCCGAUAUAAAUUCUUGAUUAACAAAGAAGAUUUAAAAAAACUUGCAUCGAUUAUACAUUCACCAAAAAUUAGAUGUUCCCUCUCCU
Messenger RNA from Cetraspora pellucida, 543 nucleotides. The record is from the annotation of a GenBank genome assembly. Lineage: Eukaryota; Fungi; Glomeromycota; Glomeromycetes; Diversisporales; Gigasporaceae.